Rotaria sp. Silwood2 is the source of this 1098-nucleotide messenger RNA. NCBI's taxonomy places the organism in Eukaryota, Metazoa, Rotifera, Eurotatoria, Philodinida, Philodinidae. The record is from the annotation of a GenBank genome assembly.
AUGGUCUGCAGCUAUCUCUUCUUCUGUUCUUUCUUUCUAUAUAAUAUUAAUUUCAUUUCAUCAACUGUGUAUUCUUGCAAUCACAACGCUGAAUGUGGCUGCUCAAAAACUGAUGCCAUAGUAGAUAAGAUUGUUGGUGGUGAAUCAGCAGUUAACUCAAGUUGGGGUUGGGCUGUAUCUUUACAGAGAUUUGGCAGCCAUUUUUGUGGUGGUGCAAUUAUUUCACCAUUACAUAUCAUUACAGCUGCUCAAUGUGUUCCAAAUUCUACCACGAUAAUCGGCACUACAAACGUAGUUGCUAGUAUAGAUAAGUUGUCUCAAUCAACAUCGUCAUCUGCUCAAGUACGUUCUGUUGUCAAUGUUUUUUCGCAUCCUGACUACGAUGAAGAUUCGAAUACUAAUGAUAUUGCUGUUUUACGACUUAAUCAACCAUUGGAUAUUUCAUAUGAAAAAGGUUCUGCUCUAUUAUGUAUACCUCGUGUUGUUGCGGCUAAUGCAAAUAAUGAUUAUCCCGUUUCUAAUUCAAGAUUGGUAGCAAUUGGAUGGGGUAAAUUGGCGCUUUCAGACUUAGUGAUACCAAAUACUUUGCAUCUUCAACAAGUAACAGUGAAUGCAAUGCCUACAGACCAUGCAAUGUGUAGACCUACGAUCAAUAAUCAACAACUUCAAUUUUGCGCCGCUGUGGAAGGUGGUGGAAAAGAUACAUGUGACGGUGAUUCAGGUGCUCCUUUAAUGCAUUUUGAGUUGGAUAAACGUCAAUGGGUAUUAGCGGGAAUAACAAGCUAUGGAGUAGGCUGUGCUCUUCCUAAGUAUGCUAGUGUUUAUACACGUGCUUCUAUGUAUCAUGAUUGGCUUCGCUCAGUAGUCAAUGAUAAUUUUAUUACACUAGCAAUCGGUGAAAAUAUUACUAAACCACCGAUCAAUCAUAAUUGUACUGAACCAUCGAUGAAUCAUAAUUCUACUGAACCGUCGAUCAACCAUAAUUCUACUGGUUCACCAGGCAGUAGUGCUAGUUUUGUCUGGAUAAAUUCACUUCAAAGCAUACUAUCACUCUAUUGGCCACUUUCAUCAUUGCUAUACGUAUUUAAUCGACUGUAA